UGUCGCGCUGGCUCGUCAUCGCCAUGCAGCAGCAAGUCAUCGAUGAUUUCCGACUUGGAAAUGGAUGAAGAUCAAAGAGUUCCCACUGAUCCGAAGCACCUCUCCGGCUCAUUCUCGCAAUCAGUGCCAAUCGAUUUAUCGAUGAAAUCACGACGAUUUCAUACCGUCUCCACGGAAACGAAUCUUAGCCUUGUCAAGGAAUUAGCUUCCAAUCAGAAACACAUCUCAGUGGCAUCGUCACUUCUGUUCAGUUGUUUCAAUGCUCGGCGAUCCACUAAUCUCUUGGGUGUAUUCUCAUUAUUGGACGGAAAAUCAUUGCUGCCAUCCACAUCAAGGUCAUACACGGUGAAGAGCGUCCAGCUGAAAGCGCUACCAGAUCACGACGGUUCAACUGAAGACGAUCAAAAACCUAACGAUGAACAAAGCGGUGGAUAUGUGAUAAAUCCAACAACCGGAAAUCGGUGCAAAAAGAACUACAAGAAUGUCACCGUUGAAAAGAGGUUGGCAUUCAAGUUUGUUUCAAUAUUUACGUAUGCAGGUGUGCUUGACACCUCUUCAAAAACACUCCAAAAUGCAACAAGGUUAAUUGCACACACUCAACAGUGUACUCCACACUUGUUGCGUACCACUGCUAACGAUACGAUUCUUGUCAUUAGUCGAGACGUUCAUUCGUCCAGCUGUUGA
Molecule: messenger RNA, 684 nt
Organism: Anisakis simplex (herring worm)
Lineage: Eukaryota; Metazoa; Nematoda; Chromadorea; Rhabditida; Anisakidae
Source: the annotation of a GenBank genome assembly